CUCUGGGGAACACACGGAUUGAGCAUUCCAGAUAAUCCCUUUCCAAGUCCCAUCUGACAUCGGACUGGGUGGCCUGCCCCUGAGACUUCCUGGGACCCUGGCUGGGGUCUGAGGGCGGCCCUCGCUGCUCACCUGGCUGCAGGAUGAAGGUGGCCACCGGCUUCAUGGUUUUGUGGCUCAGCCUGGGGGGUGGCCUGGCUCAGAGCGACUCCAGCCCGGACGCAGAGGAGUCCUAUUCAGACUGGGGCCUUCGGCACAUCCGGGGCAGCUUUGAAUCUGUCAACAGCUACUUUGAUUCCUUCCUGGAGCUGCUGGGAGGGAAGAACGGAGUCUGUCAGUACAGGUGCCGCUACGGAAAGGCACCAAUGCCCAGACCCGGCUAUAAGGCCCAGGAGCCCAACGGCUGCAGCUCCUACUUCCUGGGUCUUAAGGUACCAGAAAGUAUGGACUUGGGCAUUCCAGCAAUGACCAAGUGUUGCAACCAGCUGGAUGUCUGCUAUGACACUUGUGGAGCCAACAAAUAUCGCUGUGAUGCAAAAUUCCGAUGGUGUCUCCACUCGAUCUGUUCUGACUUGAAGCGGAGUCUGGGCUUCGUCUCCAACGUGGAAGUAGCCUGUGAUUCGCUGGCUGACACUGUGUUCAACACUGUCUGGACCUUGGGCUGCCGACCCUUUAUGAAUAGUCAACGGGCAGCCUGCAUCUGCCCAGAAGAGGAGAAAGAAGAGCUAUGAGGAAGGGCUGAUGCCUGCCUGCGUCUUCCUGAGUGGUACCACAGCUGUGGGUCUUGGAGAGCGCCGUGUGGCCGACCUAAAUCAUCCUUUCUUCCAGCAGUUUGAAAACCACAGAGCAGGAGAAAGGAAACAUUGUUUUACAGCCGAAAAGUGAGUCACAUCCUUUGAGAAUUGGAAAACAAGAUGUGGAGUGAAGGCUAUUCUUCAUUUUAACACUGUCCUCCCCAACCAAGACACAUCUGCCCGGAAAUUCAGUUCUUGGCUUAAAGACUAAAAUACAAGCAAACCCUGGGACUCCUGGACGUGAUAAUUAUUUUCGUAAGUGAAAAUUUGGCGGAGUCCAAUUACUUGGGAGACAAUGACUUUCCUCUGUCCCGUGUUUCAGUUGCCAGUAAGCAUUUCACCUGUAAUAAAGUAUAUUUUUUAGAAAA
This is a messenger RNA of Choloepus didactylus (southern two-toed sloth), 1162 nucleotides long. RefSeq names its product phospholipase A2 group XIIB (gene PLA2G12B). Gene Ontology annotation, molecular function: A2-type glycerophospholipase activity; calcium ion binding. Bases 144 to 731 code for a protein of 195 amino acids. Gene Ontology annotation, biological process: lipid catabolic process; triglyceride homeostasis; cholesterol homeostasis. The transcript has 4 exons. Lineage: Eukaryota; Metazoa; Chordata; Mammalia; Pilosa; Megalonychidae. Gene Ontology annotation, cellular component: extracellular region. The record is from RefSeq and is a predicted model, not a curated record.